Messenger RNA from Telopea speciosissima, 2210 nucleotides. Its product is annotated as glycerol-3-phosphate dehydrogenase SDP6, mitochondrial. Gene Ontology annotation, biological process: glycerol-3-phosphate metabolic process. Gene Ontology annotation, molecular function: glycerol-3-phosphate dehydrogenase (quinone) activity. Gene Ontology annotation, cellular component: glycerol-3-phosphate dehydrogenase (FAD) complex; mitochondrion. The record is from RefSeq and is a predicted model, not a curated record. Lineage: Eukaryota; Viridiplantae; Streptophyta; Magnoliopsida; Proteales; Proteaceae. The transcript is spliced from 7 exons. Bases 67 to 1965 code for a protein of 632 amino acids.
UGAUUGGUUGGAAUCCUCAAAAUUUGAAAAAGAAAAGCUAAAGGAGAAGAAGACAAAGACACAGUCAUGUCAACAGCAAUGCGAUUGAGGGGCUUCGGAGCUGCCGUAGUUGCGGUGGCCGGAGGCUAUGGUGCAUUGAGUCUGAGAGACCCAAUUCCAAAUGUGGCUCAGAGCGAUCGAGGAGAGAGUUUGGAGAGCUUGAGGAAGAAAAUCGCUGACGUGAAGUCCACCGUCCCCUCGAGGGAAGUUCAGGAAUCUGCUUUGAUUGGUUCAACCGCUGCCAAUCCUCUUGACGUUCUUGUCGUAGGCGGUGGUGCCACUGGUUGUGGUGUGGCGCUUGACGCCGUAUCUAGGGGUCUUUGUGUUGGGCUCGUUGAGAGAGAAGAUUUCUCUUCGGGGACUUCCUCUAGGUCCACCAAACUCAUUCAUGGAGGGGUACGCUACUUAGAGAAAGCUGUCUUCAAUUUUGACUAUGGGCAGCUGAAGCUGGUCUUCCAUGCUCUUGAGGAGCGUAAACAGGUUAUCGAGAAUGCUCCACACUUAUGCCAUGCUUUGCCAUGCAUGACUCCAUGUUUCAACUGGUUUGAGGCGGUUUAUUACUGGUUCGGAUUGAAAUUCUAUGAUCUGGUCGCAGGACCACGCUUGCUUCAUUUGUCCCGAUACUAUUCUGUACAAGAAUCAAUUGAACUUUUUCCAACCCUUUCAAAGAAGGUUGGGGAUAGAAACUUGAAGGGUACAGUCGUGUACUAUGAUGGACAGAUGAAUGACUCUCGACUUAAUGUUGGGCUGGCAUGCACUGCUGCAUUGGCUGGUGCAGCUGUUCUUAACUAUGCAGAAGUGAUUACUUUUCUUAAGGAUGAAGUUACUGGCCGUAUUAUUGGUGCACGCAUCCAAGACAAUUUGUCAGGCAAAGAGUUCGAUACAUAUGCCAAAGUAGUUGUGAAUGCAGCCGGCCCAUUUUGUGAUUCUGUCAGGAGAAUGGCUGACAAAGAUGCACCAGUCAUGAUCUGUCCAAGCAGUGGUGUUCAUGUCGUUCUUCCUGAUUAUUAUUCUCCCGAGGGGAUGGGCUUAAUUGUUCCAAAAACUAAGGAUGGGCGUGUUGUCUUCAUGUUGCCAUGGCUGGGGAGAACAGUUGCAGGAACUACAGAUUCCAGUACUAGGAUUACAAUGCUUCCAGAACCUCAUGAAGAUGAGAUACAAUUUAUCCUAGAUGCAAUAUGUGAUUACCUUAAUGUCAAGGUUCGUCGAACGGAUGUUCUCUCUGCUUGGAGUGGUAUUCGUCCAUUGGCAAUGGAUCCUUCUGCAAAGAACACAGAGAGCAUUUCCAGAGAUCAUGUUGUAUGUGAAGAUUAUCCUGGUUUGAUCACCAUUUCUGGUGGAAAAUGGACCACUUAUCGAAGCAUGGCAGAAGAUGCAGUUAAUGCAGCUGUUAAAUCUGGCAAGUUGAACCCAACCAAUGGGUGUGUGACCAACCGCCUGCAGAUUGUUGGUGGAGAUGGGUGGGAUCCAGCAUCAUUUACAGUGCUUGCUCAACAAUAUGUUCGUAUGAAGAAGACACAUGGUGGUAAAGUUGUUCCUGGGGCAAUGGACAGUGCUGUAGCUAAGCAUUUAGCUCAUUCCUAUGGUACUUUGGCAGAAAGAGUGGCUGCCAUUGCUCAGAAUGAAAAUCUAGGGAAGAGGCUUGCUCAUGGAUAUCCCUUUCUAGAGGCAGAGGUUGCAUACUGUGCUCGGAAUGAGUACUGCGAGUCUGCUGUUGAUUUCAUCGCUAGGAGAUCUAGGCUUGCUUUUCUGGACACAGAUGCAGCAACCCGAGCAUUGCCCCGCAUAAUUCAGAUACUGGCUGCAGAACACCAAUGGGAUAAGUCAAGGGAGAAAGCAGAGUUACAGAAGGCUAAAGAAUUCUUGGAAACAUUCAAGUCGUCUAAAAAUGCUCAAUUCAAUGAUGGAAAGCACACAGGGUCAUAAAAUGAAAUAUGAUGAACCAUUAAGGAAUGAUCUGCUCAUCUUCAACUAGGUGAUCUGAUUGUCAAACUUAGGUCUUCUAUAAGCCAAAGGACUCUUUCCCUUGGUGCUCAUUUUUUGUUUAGCCUUCACCUUGUCUCCAGGUGUCUUUUUAUAGAUUCAAUCUUUAUGAUCCAUUCGACUGCAAUGGAUUUUGCGCAUCAAAAAAAAUUUUCCCCCGAAGGAAUUGAUUAUUUUUACCUUAUUCA